Messenger RNA from Diospyros lotus (date-plum), 1933 nucleotides. RefSeq names its product protein SHORT HYPOCOTYL IN WHITE LIGHT 1. NCBI's taxonomy places the organism in Eukaryota, Viridiplantae, Streptophyta, Magnoliopsida, Ericales, Ebenaceae. The record is from RefSeq and is a predicted model, not a curated record. Gene Ontology annotation, biological process: negative regulation of photomorphogenesis; regulation of abscisic acid-activated signaling pathway. The coding region runs from base 90 to 584 and encodes 164 amino acids. The transcript has 3 exons.
ACACGGCCUUACCGAAAGAGAACAGUUCUUCCCAACCUGAAAAUCCCAAGUUCCCAACACUCGACCAGCCUAUCUCCACUUCUUCUAUCAUGGCUUCGUCGGUCGCUCUCUCUCCGCAGUCGCUUUCCUCCUGCCCAGAAACACACUCAAACUUCACCAACACUCAUCGCAAUACGAUCGUCUUCCAGUUUCGCUUUCAUCGAAUCUAUCCUCGUCUUCAGGCUUCCAGAAGAAUCUCCAAUUUUCCCCAGGAAGGUGGUGGUAAUUUGGUCAACGACCCACGAAAUUGGGGUCGCAGAUUGGAGGACUAUGUCGAUUACGAUGAGGAGGAGGAUGAGGACGAGGACGAGGAAGAAGAAGAUCGGAGUAUGGAUCUUCUGGUGAGGUUCGUUCAGAAUGUGUUCAAGAAGAUCUCCAGAAAAGCCAGGAAGGCCGUCCGUUCUGUUCUGCCUAUAACCAUCUCCACCAAAUUGGUGGGUUUUGCUGUCAAUGGAGUCAUAGUGCUUGCUUUCUUGUGGGUUUUGAAGGCCUUCCUUGAGAUUGAUUGUUCUGAAGAAGACUUCACUUCCAAAGAAUAUCUGUGAGGGAUGAGUAAGAGAUAGAUCCAGGGUGCUUCUAUUCAGGUAGGAUAUGACACCUCUGCUACUUUAACAGUACCAGAAAGAAAGAUGGACUAAGAAUAUUGUUAAAUUGUUAACCACCUUGUCAUCUAAAAGUUUAAGCUGGUAGAUAGAAGUUAACUUUAUUUUUUAUAUUAUUAUUUUUAUUCUCAACAUCCCCCUUUACAUGUGGCCAGGCUUCAUGCGUAAUUGGUCCAAAUACGCACAUCUAUUUAAAGUUCGGUCAGUUUUCCUAAGAACCCGUGAAUUCUGGUCGUCCACUUUCAGAGUUUGCUAGGCUCUGAAUUGACAUAAUCUGGAUUCAGGUUUAGAAUUUGCACUGGUUGAACUGACUCCUAACCUUCUCUUUUCUUACUUUAAACUAUAAUUAAUUCUUUCUUCACCUUGUAUGAAAUGUGAUUCUAUUUUUACUCUGGUAAAAGGUCUGUAUAUAUAUGUUCUUCCCUCCCACAGCUGAAUUACCAGAUUAAAGAACUCUAAUGGAUUUAUUUUGAUUUGGCAUCAAUCACCUUCUGCAAAAUCAAUAUGUAUAUUCCAAAUUCAACUAAGAUAAAAUGUGUCUUUUGCUGGUAAGAUAAGCCAUCACAGGACAAUGAACUCAUUUAAUUGACUUUUAUUAAUGAAUUCACCCACGCUCUGUAUUGUCAUAUUCUGCUACCUUGUCCAAAUCAUUUUAGCAAGGUGGGGUCCUUAUAUUGGAGGAGGGAGGGCAUUUAUUGGUUAAAAGUCCCAAAUCAUGCACCUUCACCAAUUUGAAGUAAUAAUAGCUUCAAAAUGAUUGGUUUUUUUGUUAUCUUUUCUUUGCCCUCCUCCAUCCAGCUCUACAGUCAACACAAUUAACUCUCUUGUGCAAGUGGAACUUGUGGUCUUCAUCAAUACUGAGGACUUUCUACUCAUGAAUAUAGUUUCUCUAGUUGUUGCUUUAAUUGAUUUCUUGUUCAGGUUUAAUGCAGAAAUUGUUCCAAGUAAUUAGCUGCAGUGCUCUUCAUGAGGAUCUUUAAUGAUUAAUGUUUAAACUUUUGACUAAACCAUUAAGUGGACACUAAUAUUCUAGUUUGUGGUUAGUCCGACUGGCCAAGUCACUAAUCUAAAAUGUGGUUAUUACUGCAGUUUAGCAAUUGUUCUUUAAUUUUCUUGUGCAAGCUUUACGAAAAAACAAUCACAAUAUUGAAAAAGAUGGAUGGUUCUUUUUGAAACGUGGAAGCUAAUGAAAAUAUGAUUACAUCUGGAAUGAGAUGAAGAUGAAAUUUUUCUUUAGAUAGAUUACCGCAUCAUUCCAUUGUGUUAAUUGUUUCUUGGUGUUUAUGUAUCAA